Molecule: messenger RNA, 2390 nt
Organism: Sitodiplosis mosellana (orange wheat blossom midge)
Lineage: Eukaryota; Metazoa; Arthropoda; Insecta; Diptera; Cecidomyiidae
Product: probable E3 ubiquitin-protein ligase makorin-1
Exons: 7
Coding region: 303-1556 (417 amino acids)
Biological process (GO): protein polyubiquitination
Molecular function (GO): ubiquitin protein ligase activity; metal ion binding
Source: RefSeq, a predicted model, not a curated record
AAAGAAGUGAUUCCAUCCGAAUUGGAUUGUCAUUGAAUGCACUCACUUUUGAAAGAUGUGCCAGGUUCUGACAAAAAAAAAUAAAAAUAAAUAGAAGUGCAUUAUCAAAUAACACGACUCAAUUUGAGUGUGCGAGCCAUUCCACAUUGAAAAAAAUCGGUCUCGAAACGAAAACUCGUUGAGCUUGUACUGGGAACUGAAAAUCCCCAAAAAGAAAAGGGAUUUCUCUCGAUUGAGUCGUGAAAGCACGCGUUUCUGUGAUUGAAAAUAAAAAAAAGGGAAGAAAAAGUACAAGUGAAAUCAUGAGCAUCCCAUCAAUCGCUGAUUACCCAUAUGUCUAUCAUACACAAAACCACAAUGACCACUACGAUCACAACGAGUUGGACACCGAUUUUGCUGAAUCAACAGAACAAAAUUGGACUCAAGCACCAAAUGUGUGUCGGUAUUUUUUGAAUGGGAAUUGUCGAUAUGGUGACUUUUGUCGCAAUUCGCAUACACUUCAAAAUCCACCUGCUACACCCGCCACCAUCGACACAAAUGGAGAAGAUGGAAGCAACAACAACAACAGCCAUUGCACCGAAACCAAUGAAGUUGCACGUAACUGGAUCGAUGCCCCCGAGUUCAUACCGCGUUAUGUAAGCCAAAACACCGACCAAUCGACCAACGAAGAUCAAGGUGCUUCAAGCCAGAAUACAAACAUCUCUUACGCUCAAAUCGUUUCGGGUAAUACAUACAGCGGCAACGGUGCCGAAAUGCUCAAUGAUACACACAAUUUACCACCGGAAUAUAUGGCAUCCACCCUUUGCCCAUACAUUCAAUCCACAAUCACGAAAUCCGAUGGUACUAUUAGCUGUAAAUAUGGUGAACGUUGCCAGUAUCAGCACGGCGAUCUAUGCGAUAUAUGCGGAUUGUUCUGUCUUCAUCCCACCGAUCAAAACCAACGGAAAACACACGAAAAGGAAUGCAUGAAACUGAUGGAAAAAGAUAUGGAACAUUCGUUUGCUGUGGCACGAUCGAAAGAUAAAACCUGCGGCAUUUGCUUCGAGGUAAUAACGGAAAAGACAAAUCGCAGCGAACAUCGAUUCGGUAUCCUGCCAAAUUGUUAUCACAUUUUCUGUCUGCCGUGCAUUCGGAAGUGGCGACAAGCGAAAAAUUUCGACAGUACCAUCACCCGUGCCUGUCCCGAGUGCCGUGUUGAAUCGCAUUAUGUGUGCCCCAGUCUGUACUGGGUGGAAACAAAAGAAGAAAAGGAAAAACUGCUGACUGAAUACAAAGAGGCACUGCAACAACAGAACUGCAAAUAUUUUAAUCGGGGUGAAGGAACGUGUCCAUUUGGCAACAAAUGUUUCUAUAAACACGCUCUACCAAGCGGUGAAUUGGUUGAUGUUGGCAUACCACAGCAGCGUCGUCGAUAUGAUCUCCAUGGUGAAAGCGAUAUCGUUGAGCGGGUCAUACUAUGGAAUUUCCUGCAAGCCCGUGACAGUUUUAGUGAUGAUGAUGAUGAUGAUGAUGACGAUACAAUUUCAUCAUACACGGAUCCAAGUGAUUUAGAUUGAAAAGGUGCGCAAAUCGAGAGAUCGAAUGUGUACUAAAUGGAUCUGGUUGCAAAAUCCAACAAAAACUGAAUAUGCUUGGCCAUCAUCAAUGUAUUGAUCAAAGAAAAUAACAACAACAACAAAAAAACACAAAAUUAUUCGUAGUGAUUGUUAUUGAAUGGAAAUAUUUAAAGUUAAAUUAUUUGGGAAAAUGUAAACGUUCAAAUUCCAUAGUGUUAUGACCAGUAUGUGGGUCUCAUCAAACUGCUAUAUAAACUGUACAAACAAACAAACAACAAAAUUACUAACAUAAUCGUUGCCGCAAACACAGAUAAAGGAAGCAAGAGAAUUAUAUAAUUUAGAAGAAUUGGUCGUUUUGCAAAUGAUGUUAAGUUUUAGGUUUAGUGGUUAGAACCGUUACUCUUUUAUCCAAAUCAAAACACAAGCAAAUAAGCAAAAAAAAAACUUAAUCAAAAGCUGCAAAUAAAAAUUACACUGUAUAUACACAUAGCAUGUUAACAGAAUUAUUAGAUUUUCCCGGCAGCCGAUUUUGGUGAUGUACAAAAAAAAGCGAGAGCGCAAAUAAAACACGAACGGAAUAAGGGAGAAAAAAAAAGUGCAAAUGUAAAUGAACAAUGCGUAUGUAACCGCGUUAAUAUUGUUUCCAACGCUAACAAAACAACCUAUUCAAGAUUAUUUGAUGUGCCUUUUUUCUAAUUAAAUAUGCAAACUAAACACACACACACAUAUUAAAAGCCAAUUUAUUGAAAAAUCCAUCUUAAAAACAACAAAAAAAGAAGAGAAGUGAAUAUAAUCAAAUAAAGGAAAAUGGAAUAUGAUCACAAACGCAAUAAA